Messenger RNA from Akanthomyces muscarius, 1650 nucleotides. RefSeq lists its product as uncharacterized. The transcript is spliced from 3 exons. The record is from RefSeq and is a predicted model, not a curated record. The coding region runs from base 1 to 1650 and encodes 549 amino acids. NCBI's taxonomy places the organism in Eukaryota, Fungi, Ascomycota, Sordariomycetes, Hypocreales, Cordycipitaceae. Gene Ontology annotation, molecular function: FAD binding.
AUGGAAUCAACCCAAGUCAUCAUUGUUGGCGCUGGCCCUUCUGGGCUGGUAUUGGCCCUCACACUGGCACAAUACCACGUUCGUAUAAACGUCGGCACCGACAACAUACUCGGGCAAGCUGUUCCAGAGGGCCUUUUGCAAAUCCAACCAGUUCUCGAACGAGUGCUACGGGAUGCAGUGGUCCAGUCCCCUUGGUGUUCGCUCAGGACAGGAUGUACUGUGGUUGGGAGGCCAACGGAAGAGCCCCCAUCCGUAGAGUACCGAGACGAUAACUGUCGGACUGGCGUUAUUCGCGGACAGUGGCUUGUCGGCGCCGAUGGCAAGACCGGCAUUGUGAGAAAGUCUUUCCUGGAGCCCUGUGCCGGAAUCAGACAGGAAGAAGGAUGUUACCGUUAUAAUGGAACAUGGGUUGCGGCGAACCUCAAAAUUUCACUGCCUACCCCAGAGACUCAUCCCGAGUUGUCGCUUUGGGAGCUUGGAUAUACACCACAGCAAGUAUAUGACCUGUUCUGGCCUGAGGGAUGGCAUUUUUGCAGCCCACCCGGUAAACCCACUGCAUCUGGAAGAUUCGGUCCGCAUAGCGAGAGGCUUUGGCGUCACGAAUUUCGGCAGGCAUCUGCGCACGAAACCAGAGAUGUUCAACAACUUCUGUGGGAACACCUCUCGCCCAUGAUCACUCGGGAAUGCGACGAGGAUGGACGCAAGUUUCAGUCAUCUGUACAAUUUCCACGAGAUUGUAUAACAGUUCUUCGCUGUGAGCCAUUCCGCUUCACGCACAAAGUCGUGAACAGAUGGUACGAUAAGCGGACAAUUCUCAUUGGUGAUGCCGCGCAUGUGUUUCCUCCCUUCGCAGGUCAAGGCAUAGCCAGCGGCCUGCGAGAUGCUCAUCAACUGGGGUGGCGACUGUUUCUCCUCACAGACCGCGAGACUGGUGGCCCCAAGCUGAUAGCCGGUGUCAAUGCGUUGCUAGACUCUUGGGCGUCGGAGAGGCAAUACAGCGUUCAGGAUGCUGCAUUCUUUUCUAUGCUCAUGGGGCGACUGUGCAACGACAGGCUCUCGGUAUGGGUUUAUCUUCUUCUAAAUCUUUUCAUGCUGCUUGAGCGCAGGAGACUACUGCCUCGAGCAGUCAAUCCCCAAGCUCAUCAGGAGCGCAAAGGUUUCACUAGAGCGUCUGGUGGUUUCUUCAUGAAGGGCAAGAAUGGAGGGAGCCGUCUUGCCCAAAUCCCCCUACGAGGAGACACUAAGAGCUCAGUUCUGCUUUCAGACACGAUUCUACGCGAGUCGCGCAGCACGUUUACGCUUCUUGUCAUUCAAAACGUCUCUGAUGGGGAAGGGCCAUACAAAGAGGCGAUAAACGCCAUCCAAGGUGCAGAGGUCUGGGAAGAUAUUUUGUCUCUACAGUCUAUUCGCGUUUAUUAUGUGGAUGCGGCAAGCUCAGGCCCUUUGCCUCAAAAUGAGGCCACGCGCCACACAUACUCGCCAUGGACGGAAGAGAGCGUAGGGGGGGAGAAUCAUCGCAUAUACCUGGAUCGCAUUGGCUCUUCUACAAAGUUUGUCAUAAUACGCCCUGACUUUUUUCUCUUUGCCGGCGCUCAAGAUAGAUUGGAACUGGACUUAUGUUUGGCAGCCUUGAAGCGACAGCUGAGUUAA